AUGGCGCGGCUGAUCGACCUGAGCGAGGAAGAAGACAUCGAGGCCCCAGUUGAUGCGGGUGGCGAAGUAGCCGACCAAGCGGACAGCGAUGAUGUGCCAGGUCCUAACAUUGGAUGCUUCUCGGCAGCACUGACCUGCUAUCCCAACGAUAUUACAAGCAGUAAGACUUUGGCCCGUGGUCCUUGUACUUGCGCCACCGAAGUCUGGAUAUGCCAACCUUGUGGGAAUACUCUGCGAACCAAGGACAUUACAUACACUCGUGGAUGGGCGUGGCGAAACCGAUACAAGACCUGUGGUGGCUUCGGUGCUGGCCUAGGCGAAGGUAACGAAGGGGUAGAGUGUGGCCGAGGCAAGGAUUGUCAUGCGGUGCAAGAAGUCUACCAUGAAAUCGAGUGCGACGUAGACGAACUCGCAGCGCUCGAUCUUGAACCGACACAGGCUGAGGUUGAUGGCAGACACUGGGAAGGCAGCAGCUAUCUGACCCAGGAGGUGGUAGGUAUUGGUGGCGCAGUGAAGAAGAAGAUCAAGAAACGGGUUCUCGUCGGUGCAGCAGUCAAGGAGUAUGAGGACGAACGUGAACAUGGCACUUAUCUGGCACGAGAACAGAAGGGUCUCAAUCGAAGCUAUUGUUCGUGGUGCGAACGUGUUCUGCCAGGAAAGAAAGACAUGGAAGAUCCGGGUCGUAGUAGCGACAGUGUGGUGACAUCGAGCUCAUCAGACGCAGUAUGA
Molecule: messenger RNA, 729 nt
Organism: Recurvomyces mirabilis
Lineage: Eukaryota; Fungi; Ascomycota; Dothideomycetes; Mycosphaerellales; Teratosphaeriaceae
Exons: 2
Coding region: 1-729 (242 amino acids)
Source: RefSeq, a predicted model, not a curated record